AUGGCCCGUCGACUUGCAGAUAACAUAUUUCUCUUGACAACAAUUGCAGGUGCUUUUAUUGCUUGGCUAAUUGCAUUUAUUGGCGCUUGUAUCUUUAGAAAAGGUGUUUCAGGUGGUGCCUGGUGGAUUAUUGUAUACGAGCUCUUGUUGAUUGUGGGUAUCACUGCUGUAUUAGUGACCAAUACCUAUGCCCAUUAUCGACUGAUGAUUUUAACCUUCUUGGCAGCCAGUAUUGCCAUGCUGACCUUGCAGCUCGAUUAUGCUUUACCAACUUUCAAGUUUAGCUUUGGCUACAGAGGUGGUGCCGGUGCUUAUGCUGCUGGAUAUAUCAUUCUCAUCAUGAUUGAGUUUUUGUGGGUCAUUGUAUUUGGUAGUGAGCCUGAAAGUUACGUUGGGAGAUUCGCACCCGCACAUUAUGGCAAUUCUGUAGGCAUUGUUCAUCAUCAGCACACUCAACAUCAACCACAACCUUACGAGAUGACAGGUGACAAGACAGUCUUGACCGACUCAGCAGCAGCAGGCGGAGCACAUUUUGGUAGUGUAAGCAGUUAUCCAACCAAUACAACAAACAAUCAUGUAUCCUCUCCUCCCCUUGCACAUCCUGCCACAACGGCUUCUGCACAACAAGCAAACACUAGUUUGGAGGCUGCUCAGCCGACCAUGGAAUACAAAGAAAAGGUCCAAGCAUUACAUGCCUAUCAAGCAAACCCUGACGAUCCAAAUGAAUUGAGUUUUGCUAAAGGAGAGACCCUUGACAUCGUGGAUAGAAAUGGCAAUUGGUGGCAGGCCAGAAAAGCUGAUGGAUCCGUUGGCAUUAUUCCUAGCAACUAUUUUGGUUCAUCCGCCUAA
Messenger RNA from Mucor velutinosus, 849 nucleotides. RefSeq names its product Stress response protein nst1. Gene Ontology annotation, molecular function: protein binding. Bases 1 to 849 code for a protein of 282 amino acids. The record is from RefSeq and is a predicted model, not a curated record. Gene Ontology annotation, biological process: regulation of actin filament polymerization. The transcript has 6 exons. NCBI's taxonomy places the organism in Eukaryota, Fungi, Mucoromycota, Mucoromycetes, Mucorales, Mucoraceae.